AUGACCGACCGUUGUGGCCGCCCGCAGGCCAACAUACUCCUUGUCAACGACUCCGGCGCAGUUUUCGAGCAGGCGGUGGACUGCAACAUGGAGUCGAAGUCCGGGGGGUACAUCGCCAGCCUUCUCCGCCCCGUCAUUGAUAAGAGGCUUGUGGAGAAAAGAGGGGAGAUGAUUACCUUCGUGCGCAACCACCACUUUACCCGUGCCUAUAUGAAGAAAGUGGGGGGGAAGCAGGUGCUCAAGCCUGCGGGAACCAGGUUCGGGACACAAUACAUAGCCAUGGCCCGGCUAUGUGAGGUGAGGAGUGGGCUGGCGGCGAUGGUGCUCAGCAACGAGUGGAAGGUGUGGGCAGCGGCGGACAAGGAUAGGAAGACAGCAGCUGAGAAAUUCAGGGCUGCUGUGAUGGAUGAGGAGUGGUGGGACAACUCCCUUGCCUGCCCCAUGCAUGUGGUUGGCCGGAUCCUGAAUCCGGCCAACCAGGAGGAGAGAAUUUUCAGGAACGAUGUGGAGUGCACGCGGGUGUUCAAGGACUACAUCGAGCGCCACUAUGACAACAAGACUUUCAAGCGUGGCAAGGAUGCCGCCCCUCGCCGCGCCUCCCUUGUGUUGCAGGAGGCAUUGCUGGCCUACAUCAACAUGGAGGGCAGCUUUGGCAAGCCGGGCGCUAUUUCUGCAAGGGAGGCAGUGAAGAAGGGGGAGAUGAGCAUGGUGCAGUGGUGGUCGUGGCACAGCACCGAGUAUCCUGAGCUUGCCGCCCUCGCAUGCCCGGUGCUCACUCAGCCCGUCUCGGCUUCCCCAUGCGAGCGUGGCUGGGCGCAGUGGGAAGGCGUCCACACCACCCGCCACAACCGGCUCGGCACGGUUGUGUCCGGUAACAUCCCGGAUGUUCCUAUCCCCCCCGGCUAUAACAUGGAUGAGGAGGAGGAUGACAUGCUGGGGGAAGAAGGAGAGGAUGCAGUGCUGGCGGAUGAGUAUGGAGAAGGUGUGGUGGUGGAAAGGCCCCGCAAGGAAAUCGGUUGUGGGGAAGCUAGCUAG
Messenger RNA from Closterium sp. NIES-65, 1035 nucleotides. The record is from the annotation of a GenBank genome assembly. NCBI's taxonomy places the organism in Eukaryota, Viridiplantae, Streptophyta, Zygnematophyceae, Desmidiales, Closteriaceae.